Molecule: messenger RNA, 2237 nt
Organism: Cyprinus carpio (common carp)
Lineage: Eukaryota; Metazoa; Chordata; Actinopteri; Cypriniformes; Cyprinidae
Exons: 3
Coding region: 344-1585 (413 amino acids)
Biological process (GO): response to endoplasmic reticulum stress
Cellular component (GO): endoplasmic reticulum; protein phosphatase type 1 complex
Molecular function (GO): protein phosphatase regulator activity
Source: RefSeq, a predicted model, not a curated record
AAGCAUCGUGUGGGCGUGGUUUGUUGCGAAAGAGGGCGGUGCCAAUGUGAGUAACACAGAAGCGAUCAAAUCAAAGGUCGCACGGUUGCGGGGGCUGGAGAUAUUUGUUUAUAGUCGAGCGCUUUCUUAAGUUGGAGUCGUUUUUCACAGGCACGCGUUCACUUGGAGGUGCUGUAAACGGGACUUGGUGAUCAUGUGGACUUCAGCAGCUUUCGCUCGGAGUUAACGCUCACAUAUCUGGGAAGAUGUGGUUAGCAAACUUCAAACAUCAGCCGAUAAAUUACUACAGAGUAACAAAACCAAGGGACGAAUAUCAGAAUACGUGACAGCGUAUUGUUUGAGGAUGGAAGGGAGCGGAGCGGAGCGGACCGCGCUGCGGCGCUUCGGGGACAGCGGCAUGAUGCUUCUGCCCUGGACUAAACAGAUCCUGACGGUGCUGUGGGAGCACCUGCGGCUGCUGGUCCAGGUCAUCUGCUGCACCUUGAUGACGGUUUUCCAGAUGUUCAGGUUUGAGGUCCAUCUGAGAAUUACAGACGAGACAGGGCAACACAUUCAGCACAUGACAAGCGGGUCAGGAGACCCUUCUGACGGUUUCCUGCUCUCAUCCUUGUUUGAAAACAACAAAAACAUAGUGGUCGGGGGUUCCAAUCCACUUUCCAAAUUCGCCAGGGACCCAUUUGAUGUGAGUUCCCACUCCAGAGCUGUCCUGUCCAGUUUGGUCGGAGAUGAACUCUGUUGCUCCUUAGUGGACGACCUUGUGUCCCACGCAACCGAGUGUCUCAAUGACACUGAAGACCUCUAUAUCGGAGAUCACUCCAUGUGGAAUCAUGGAUAUGACUGGAGCAUAUUAGGAGGAUCAGAGAGGAAAUGCGCCGAGAACACCUGCACAUUUACUGCACAUGUGUCCGGGUUUUCAGCAAAGGAGUUUGUAAAGCAUCAGAAGCCCAUCGGUGAUCCUGAUUCAUGUAGUUCAUCUACAGAGGAUGUCCGAGCUCCAUGUCAAGUGCAGUCAGUUGGUCAGUUCUCAGACAGUGAGUUCAGCUGGGGAAGCACAGACAGCUCUUGUUUUGAAGGAGAACGAGAGGAGAAUGACAAACUCUGGGACCUUCUAACCAGCUCGACGGAUCCAUAUCACCCUCUACACUUCAAAGCAUGUUUGUCCAGUGCGGUUCCUGAAAAAAGCAAACCACAGGUGGUUUCAAAGGCUGAAAGUCCCACUGUAUCACAGUCCACUGUGUCCACAGGCUCCGAUUCUUCCAAACCAGGUUCUGAAGAUGAAGAAGAAGAGGCCUUAUGGAGGUCCCUUUCUCAGAAUGAUGACCCAUAUCAUCCACUGAAUUUCAGAGCCCCUCUUCAAAGCUCACCAGCAGCACCAAUACAUGACUCGCCCAGUGACAACACACAAAAUCAAACCGAUAGACUCUUAAAAUCUUCAAGGCACUCAAAGCCGCCGUUACCGCCAAGUAAAGUUGCUCGCCAUUGCUGCCACAAAUUACCCGUUGAGACAUUAUCAGUGGUGCCAUGGAGAAGACAUGUUGGUCUUACUGCUGUUCAGGGCAACCAGAGGAAAUGUUGCCCUUGUUAAGAAGGUGAAAUUUUCUCCCAUCGUACAAGUCCACAAGAUGCAAGCUUGGUCCUUUGCUUUUCAAGCAUCUCGUAAGGGACCGUGGGAGGAGUUUGCACGGGACAGAGACCGUUUCCGAAAGAGGAUCAAUGAAACUGAGAAGGCCAUUGGCUACUGUUUAAGUUUGUCACACAGGGAAAAGCUGUGGGCCUGUAAGGACAGCAUACAGAAGAAGUAGCCAGCCCUUGAUCUGCGAAAGGGGUUUCUGAUUGUAACUAUUGAUCUUAUAUUCCCCUGGCCAGCCUCUAGACUGAUAUAUUGAUUUAAAUUGACAUUUUUACCUCACUGCUGUGUCCCAACACACAUUGUACCUUGACUGCUACUGAAUGUUACUACUGCUGUUGCUACUGAUUUAUUUUUUUGCUGUGCCUUACAGACUCUUCAGUGUGACUGAUCACACAUAUAUUUUUAACACAAAUUGUUGAUAUGUUGGAGUACUUAACUAGUGUUUUUUUUAUUUUAUUUAAAGAGAUAGUUCACUCCAAAAUGGCAUUCCAAACCUGUAUAACUUUCUUUACGUGAAACACAAAAGAAGACUUUUUGAAAAAUGACAUGGCCUUUUUUCCCUGUACAACGAAAGUCAGAGGGUUGUUGUUUUGUUCAGUGAAAAUAG